Molecule: messenger RNA, 962 nt
Organism: Drosophila eugracilis
Lineage: Eukaryota; Metazoa; Arthropoda; Insecta; Diptera; Drosophilidae
Product: selenoprotein BthD
Exons: 2
Cellular component (GO): Golgi apparatus
Source: RefSeq, a predicted model, not a curated record
GUAAAUUCACCAUCUGGCAACACUUUUAAACUAAAGGCGCAAUUUGCUUAAAUAUUCUGGUUAGAUCAUGCCACCGAAACGGACAAAAAAAGUAUCAGCACCAGCCGCACAGGAUGAAGUAGCUGAAGACUUGGAUCCAAACGAACCAGUGCUCUUCGUAGAGCACUGCCGAUCCUGACGAGUCUUUCGUCGCCGAGCGGAGGAUCUGCACUCCGCCCUCCGGGACCGUGGUCUCCGACAACUUCAGCUUCGGCUGAAUCCAUCUGGAGCACCACGGCGAGGUGCUUUUGAGUUGAGUUUAAACGCAGGAAUGGGAAAGCAGGAGCAUUUGCCGCUUUGGUCGGGUCUGAAGCGAGGGCCACCACGUGCUCUCAAAUUUCCCACUGUGGAGGAGAUACACGAUAAGAUCAUGGGAAUUUUGGGCGUCGAGCAGAAGUCCGAGGAUCUACCCAAGGAACAGGAGCUAUCUAAAGAAAAUUUAGAAGAGAUUAAAACCUCUGAGUCACAAAAGAAUCUGGAAUCUAAGGACCUGCCCGUAGACAAGCCACCGAAAGUUGAUUCACAAAAGAAAUCCGAGGAAAAGCCACUUAAAUCUAAAAAAGAGUUGGCCAAAACGAAGAGGCAGACCAAAUCCCAGAACAACCCGACAAAGACAGCGAAAUCCCAAGAUGAAAUCGAUGAGGAGCUGCCCCAAAGCAGUCAGAAGAGAAAGCGCCUCACCACCAGAUCCUCCACAGACGAAUCUGUAAGCGCUUCCAAGCGCAAAAAGUAGUUAUUCCCAAAAAGAAGAUCAUUCAGCAAUAGAGCCUUAUGAUCGAUGAUUGGCAAAUCCUCUCGAGGAACCAAUCGUUGAGAACACCUUCCGCCUUUGCUGAAUGGAUUUUUCUUUUUCAAAUAACUACAAGGAAAACACUCAUGCACAUUUGUUAUUACAAAAUAUAUUAAAACAUCUUAGAAACCUA